AUGCUUUUCCAGUCUCUCUUCAUCUCUUCCCUUCUGACCAGCGCCACCGCUGUGUAUCUUCCCCAAGUCCAGCAGAAGCAUAUUGGGAAAGAUAGCUGCGACUGCUCUGGAGACAAUGUGCGGUACGACGCAUCACAGACAAAGAACUACAUCUGUGGUGACAAGCGUCUCGGGCCCAGUCGCCUACCCAAGAAGCUUCCCCUCGGAACAUAUGUUACUGGGUACGACCGUUUCGGUGGCCUGUCUCCAAAUGAAUUCCUCGGAAAGUGGUGGAACACCACGGAGCGAGAGGACUGGAAGGGUGAGAUGAGUGAAGCUGGCUGGAUCUACCCAGAGAAGUACGGUUUCGAGCUAGAUGAGGAGGCCCUUCCCAUCAAGGCUAACGUGGAUCUUCGACCUGGUAUGCUGGUCGACCGCUUCGGUGAGAACACUGGACGCUACAUCUCUCCCGCCACUGCUCCCUUUGCUCAAAGGGCUCUCCACCCCCAGAACCUCGAUACUGGCAAGAACAAGGAGUUUCCCAACAAUUAUCACGUCUACAAGGUGAUGAGAACAUUCACCGUCCAGGCUGGCCCCAUCAGGCCCUGGUUUGGUCAGCCAGGCUUUGGAGUUCAGUUUUUCCUCGGCAAUGGCAUCAAUGUGAACGAUUAUCUGGUUAAUGGACAUUUGAAGGAGGUCGGUGCAUCUGAGCUUGUGAGAGAUGCGCCAGACUGUGGCUACGAUGACGAAGACGACGAGGACUCUGAGUCAAACGAUCUUUAA
Molecule: messenger RNA, 762 nt
Organism: Fusarium sp. VM40
Lineage: Eukaryota; Fungi; Ascomycota; Sordariomycetes; Hypocreales; Nectriaceae
Source: the annotation of a GenBank genome assembly